Molecule: messenger RNA, 831 nt
Organism: Lathyrus oleraceus (garden pea)
Lineage: Eukaryota; Viridiplantae; Streptophyta; Magnoliopsida; Fabales; Fabaceae
Product: carotenoid 9,10(9',10')-cleavage dioxygenase 1
Exons: 8
Coding region: 1-831 (276 amino acids)
Biological process (GO): carotene catabolic process
Cellular component (GO): chloroplast stroma
Molecular function (GO): carotenoid dioxygenase activity
Source: RefSeq, a predicted model, not a curated record
AUGAAGAUUGGAGAUCUCAAAGGUCUAUUUGGACUGUUGAUGGUUAACAUGCAAAUGUUAAGAGCUAAAUUGAAAAUAUUCGACGUUUCUUAUGGACACGGAACAGCUAAUACAGCUCUUGUAUAUCACCAUCAGAAGCUUCUAGCACUCUCCGAAGGAGACAAACCUUAUGCUAUUAAAAUUUUAGAAGACGGUGAUUUGCAGACACUUGGCAUGCUAGAUUAUGACAAGAGAUUAGGCCAUAACUUCACUGCCCAUCCAAAAGUUGACCCAUUUACUGGGGAGAUGUUUACACUUGGAUAUUCACAUACAGCACCAUAUGUCACAUACAGGGUAAUAUCAAAGGAUGGUUUUAUGCAAGAUCCUGUUCCAAUAACAAUAUCAGACCCCGUUUUGAUGCAUGACUUUGCCAUCAGAGAAUUAUUCAAUAUUUACGGACCUUCCUCUGAAAUGGUGAAGAAUAAGACCUUGAUAUUCUCAUUUGAUUCAACCAAGAAAGCUCGUUUUGGUGUCUUACCUUGGUAUGCUAAGGAUGAGAAGCAAUAUCAGAUGCAAUCGGCUGUCUUCAAAAUGCCAUUGGUAAGGGAAAAGGUCUAUAUUAUAUCAUUUCAUAUAUUUUUAUGUUUUAGUGGAGUAUUAAUUGCCGAGAUGGAGCCUUUGAAGUUGAAGUUGCGUCUAGAGUUUUUUGGAGUACACCGGAAACUUAAGGCUAAAAUUCAAGAUCAAGAAGUAGGCAUCCCAACUAUCAGAGACUUUCUUGCACGGGUGAACAAGAUGUUCGUUGACGAUGACGAAGACAAACGUACUAAAAGAGAAGAGCAUUGGCUAUAA